Molecule: messenger RNA, 2811 nt
Organism: Fukomys damarensis (Damara mole-rat)
Lineage: Eukaryota; Metazoa; Chordata; Mammalia; Rodentia; Bathyergidae
Gene: Nek5
Product: NIMA related kinase 5
Exons: 24
Coding region: 249-2717 (822 amino acids)
Biological process (GO): protein phosphorylation
Molecular function (GO): protein kinase activity; ATP binding
Source: RefSeq, a predicted model, not a curated record
GCUGCCCCGGGAACCUGACUCGGCCGUGAAGCUCCUCCGGCCCCGCCGGACAGGAUACUGAAGUUUUUGCGAGGUUUGUGUGCAGGGUCACCUGCUAAAGUGAGUCAAACUGAGGCACAGCUGAAGCCUGAACCUUGGAGCCCACCAGGCUGAAUCUCUUGUUACCUGUGGUCACAAGGAAGUUAUUUGUCCCUGUCUUGGGAAGGCCGGAAGAGAAAUUUAAGCCGAGAACCUCAGCGCUGGAGAUCAUGGAUAAAUUUGAUGUGAUUAAAGUCAUUGGGGAAGGUGCCUUUGGAAAAGCCUACUUGGCUAAAGGGAAGUCAGACAGCAAGCACUGUGUCAUAAAAGAGAUCAUUUUUGCCAAGAUGCCUAGCCAUGAGAAGGAAGCUUCGGAGAAAGAAGUGAUUCUUCUGGCAAAGAUGAAACAUCCCAACAUUGUAACCUUCUUCAGUUCAUUUGAAGAGAACAACAGGCUGUUUAUUGUAAUGGAAUACUGUGAUGGAGGGGAUCUCAUGAAAAGGAUCCAUAGGCAACAAGGAGUGUUAUUUGGUGAAGAUCAGAUCCUGGGUUGGUUCGUACAAAUUUCUCUUGGCCUAAAAUAUAUUCACGACAGGAAGAUAUUACACAGGGACGUAAAAGCUCAGAACAUUUUUCUUAGCAAGAAUGGAAUGAUUGCAAAGCUUGGGGACUUUGGUGUAGCAAGAGUCCUGAACAAUUCCAUGGAGCUUGCUCGAACCUGUAUUGGAACCCCUUACUACUUGUCCCCAGAAAUCUGUCAGAAUCAGCCAUACAACAACAAAACGGAUGUUUGGUCUCUUGGCUGUGUCUUAUAUGAACUCUGCACACUCAAGCAUCCAUUUGAGGGGAACAACCUUCACCAGCUGGUUCUGACAAUUUGUCAAGCGCGCGUCGCUCAGAUAUCACCCAGGUUUUCCCGCGACCUCCGGUCCCUGGUCCCUCAGCUCUUUAAAGUUUCACCCCGGGAUCGCCCUUCUGUCAAUUCCAUCUUGAAGAGGCCCUUUCUAGAGAAGCUCAUCGCCAAGUACUUGACUCCCGAGGUCAUUCGGGAAGAAUUCACCCCCACGCUGAAGCCCAUGAGGAGAGCACGGUCCUUAGCUGCACAACCUGCAGGAAGAGCGGCCCAGGAUUCUAAAGUGCAGAAAGUGAGAUUUCAGGGGAAGCAUCCACCAAGAGCAAGGAUAUCAGUGCCAGUUAGAAGGAAAGAAGACAUGCUACACAGGAGUGAAUGGAGGCCACCAGGUGGAGCCCAGAAGCCCGCAGCUAUAAAAGUGAUAGGAAGACCCAAACUUGCUGCAGUUUGUGGACAUUAUGAUUUUUAUUAUGCUGAACUUGACAUUUUGAGGAAGAGAGCCCAUGAGGCUAGUCAUCACUGUGUUUCUCAGGAAGACUCUAGAAUUGAGUGUCACAAUACGGAAGAAAGUCAUGGCCCAUCACCUGCUCAGUGGCCUGCGGAGUUCCUUCAGAGGAAAUUUGAAGCUCAACAAUAUAAAUUGAAAGUAGAAAAGCAAUUGGGUCUUCGUCCAUCUUCUGCUGAGCCAAACCACAGCCAGACCACAGAGCUGAGAAGCCAUGGAGAAGAGCCUAGAGUGCAGGAGCUGCAGUUUAGGAAAAAGGAAAUGAAAGACCAGGAAUAUUGGAAACAGUUAGAGGAAAUACGCCAGCAGUACCACAAUGACAUGCAAGAAAUUAGGAAGAAGAUGGGGAGAGAGUUGGAGGAGAGCUCCAAAAUCAGCCACAAGACCUAUCUGGUGAAGAAAAGUGCCCUGCCUGUUGACCAAGAUGCUCCUGAGGGGGACGCACCUGUGCAGGACAUUGAAAGAGCCUUGAAAAAUAUUAGGCUUGAGAACAUAAAGGAAAGUGAAAUUCCAGAAAAGAAAUAUAAAGCUAAGAGAGGGGUAAAGUUCGAAAUUCAUUUAGAUGAGUGUUUAUCUGAUGGAUACACUGUCCAAGAGGAAGAGACAACGGACAUACUAAAUGAAACUUUGACCUUUGAGGACAGCAUAAAGUUUAAGGGAUAUGACUGUGGAAAGGACCUUGAAGAUGACCUAGACAAAGCCUUGGAAAAACUCUGUAGCCCGGAAGCAGAGCGUUUCACUCAGGGUGCUGCAGCUGCAGGAAACAGGAGGCAGUGGGAUUGCAGAGCGCCUUGGACUCUACUGCAAAUGAUGGCAGCAGCCGACAUCACUUCUACCUGCCCUACUGGUCCUGACGAUGGCCAAGUUAUUGUGAUGGAAAGUAUUCCAGAAAGUAGGAAGCAGUGGCAGUAUGAAGCACCAGGAACCUUAUUGAGUGUUUUGGCGGCAGCAGAUCUAACAAGUAGCUCUUUUUCUGCCGGUGAAGGAGAACCUGUACGAACACUGAAGCAAUGGCUUCCGGGAGAAGAAGACGUGGGGAAGGUAGAAAUGGCUCCCUGCAUUGAAGCAGCUGGGGAACCGCUGGAGCCAGCAUCUGACGAUGAUGACACAAAUUUUGAAGAAUCUGAAGAUGAGUUGAGAAGCGAAGUAAUAGAAUCCUUUGAAAAGCUUGCUACUUUCAAAGGAGGAAACAUGGAGAAAAUUCCCCAUAUCUUUAAGGAUGCUGCAAUGUCAGGAGAGAGAAGGCGGUUAAAUGUAACAAAAUCUGAUGAAUUAAGUGAAGGUGUAGAAGCUGUUUCUAGUCCAGCUAAUGACCAAAUUUGUGUUGCUGGUGAGGACUAAAGAACAACAACCUACUCUACCAUUAAGAAAGAAACCUGAGUCAUUUGUAGGAAAAUGGAUGCAUUUGAGACCAUAAUGUUAAGUGAAAUAAAUC